Messenger RNA from Myxocyprinus asiaticus (Chinese sucker), 4068 nucleotides. It is a transcript of the gene slc16a9b, whose product is annotated as solute carrier family 16 member 9b. The transcript is spliced from 6 exons. Gene Ontology annotation, biological process: transmembrane transport; monocarboxylic acid transport. Lineage: Eukaryota; Metazoa; Chordata; Actinopteri; Cypriniformes; Catostomidae. The record is from RefSeq and is a predicted model, not a curated record. The coding region runs from base 232 to 1695 and encodes 487 amino acids. Gene Ontology annotation, molecular function: monocarboxylic acid transmembrane transporter activity.
ACAAAAGCUGGCGCUCGUGCAGGGACAGAGAAGCACAGUGAUGAAGAGCACACCGGGAUGUUUCACUCCAACACAUCCAAUAUCAUUCAUAUAGAUCACAGUGUUUGUGUCAUAUUUACACAUAAUGUUAGGACGUUUACAAUCAUAACGCCGCGUUGUCCGAAUAUUAAGAACUGAAUUUACCACGGAAAUCUACUUCAUUUUCCGGUUGGUGAGGGACUCGGUGCCAGAAUGAGCACUGGGAACACAAAGAAAGCCCCAGACGGUGGAUGGGGUUGGACCAUUGUGAUUGCCUCUUUCAUGGGCCAGCUCCUGGCCUACGGCUCGCCCCAGUCUGUGGGUGUGCUUUACCCUGAAUGGCUCAACACCUUCCAGGACAGCAAAGGCAUGACAGCAUGGGUUGGCUCUCUUGUGUCUGGAGUUGGACUCAUUGCCAGUCCCAUCUGCAGUGCCUGUGUUGUGAACUUUGGGGCCAGACCUGUGACCAUCUUCAGCGGGGUUAUGGUCUCUGGUGGGCUUAUGCUUAGUGCUUUUGCACCCAAUGUUCAGUUUCUCAUAUUCUCCUAUGGGAUAGUUGUUGGACUAGGCUGUGGACUUGUAUAUGCUGCUACUGUAACCAUCACCUGUCAGUAUUUCGACAAGAGACGUGGUCUUGCUCUUGGCAUUGUUACAACAGGUACAAGUAUUGGAGGUUUUCUUUACGCCACUGCACAGAACGAGUUCAUUGCACUCUUUGGACUUGACGGCUGCCUUUUGCUUAUUGGUUGUUUUGCACUAAACAUCAUCCCAUGUGCUGGACUCAUGAGACCGUUGCAUCUUCCUGCCUACUACCUCAAACAGAGAGCAGCACUGGCCGAAAAGGCAGAGGACAAGGUUCUGGAAAAGGCCCCUGUUGUGGAGGACCCCAUCAAGAAAAAUCAGUCUGUCACCAACGUGCUGAUCACAGGAGAAACAAAAACGGCUCCAGCUUACGAGAAGAGCCUCCAUGUAGUGUUGAUGCAGCUCUUGAAGAAAAAACAGAAAGUGUAUUCUGAAUACUUGCACUCGACAGGAGAACUGCUGCAAAACAGGGUCUUCUCAGCCAUGUGCAUAUCUUUGUUUCUCUACUGCCUGGGAGCGUAUACACCGCUUCUCUUCCUGGAGGAUCUGGCCCAAGGCGAGGGUCUGAUUGAUGGUAUCAGCACCAUCCCUCUGGUCUCAAUCAUGUCCAUUGCGGCUGGAGUGGGGAAGCUUCUGCUGGGCAUCAUGAUGGACAUCCGCUGGAUGAACAGCAUCUUUCUCUACGCCUUCACUCUGCUGGGAACCGGGGUGGCUCUUCUCAUGAUCCCCAUUACCAAGAACUAUGCUGGACUACAGGUCAUCUCAGCAGUGCUGGGAUUUUUUUCCGGGAACUGGUCCGUCAUACCAUACAUGACCACUAAGGUUAUAGGAAUGGAUCGUCUGACAGAGGCAUAUGGGAUAUUGAUGUUCUUCUGUGGAUUUAGUAUAAUGCUUGGACCACCAGUCGCAGGAUGGAUUUAUGACUGGAUGCACUCUUAUGACCUGGCUUUCUACUUCAGUGGAAGCUUUGUUCUGCUGGGAGGAGCUUGUCUUUUCCUGUCCGCCUUGUCUUGCUGGAACAAGAACCAGGAAGAAACCAACACACCAAGCGAAGAAUACACUGAUGAAUGUGAUGCAGUGGCUACUGUGGCCUGAAUACAAGACUAACUGCUUUUUUAUGCUGACAGAUUAUUGUGUCACACUCUGUAAUUACAUAAAAAGCAGAUGUUCGCCUAUAUUAUUAUUUGUAUUAUGGGCUUUUUGCCUUGAUUCAGACAGGAUAGUAAAAAGGUGACAAGAAAUGAUGAGGGGUAUUGAGAAAUGACCCAAGCACCACCAUGCAACACGCCAGAGCAUGUGCAGUGCACUACUCUCUGACGGACACGUAAGUGUACUUUUACAGAGCAUGUUACACUGAAAAAUACUAGCAAAUAACAUAAGAAUUAUCCACGGCCUCUGCAUACAAACAUAGCUAGAUUUCUUUUACAGAUUUGCUUUAUGUUUACUGUAAAGACACUCUUGUUUUCUCUUAAAUAAUAUGUGGAAAGUGUAUUCCAUUGAUAAAUAGUGUGGUUAAAUCUUCAGUACUACGUGUCACCAAUUUAAGGCCAUGUCUUCACAAACAAAUUUUCGUUUGACAACAUCUUGAUUUUGCAUCUUGAUUUUACACCUCUUAUCCACAAUGGAACAGCAUUUUUUUCCAGCAAAAACAAACACCCUGUCUACACCAUGUGCAUCCAUUGACGCAAUGCAACGGCUUGAGGCUGUCUACACUGGACGCAUCGACACGAACAUUCUAAACCGUUCAUUUGUGUUGUUGGCAGUAGUAGUGGCAGUUCAAAAUGGAAUGGGACACCCAUUUACUGUCGGCACACCGCGACACGCCGCAAUGGAUGUUUCCAGUGAAGACAGCAUCAUUGAUUAUAAUGGGUUCCUUUGCUUUUGACCACACUCACGUCCGGUGUAGACAGGGUGUAACUGUUAGACUUUCGAAAAAGCAUUCCGUAACCGUAUACUUUGGAUAACAAUUACAAAUGAAAAUGGAUUUGUGCGGAUGUGGCCUCAGAAAAGCAAUCAUUUCAAACAUCUCAAGUUUGAGAAAUGGUUGUUUUACAUUUUUGUAAAGAUGUGCAACACUACACUACACUACACUACACUACACUGCAAACAAAUGUAAUCUUUUUUUAUUGUUUAAUAAUUUCACAACCUGAAAAGCAUUUUGCAGUAUUUGGGCAGGUGAUAUGUCUGAUGUUGUUGAUAUAUUUAUCUUUUGUUUUUGAAAAUGCUGUACCUGAUGGGUAAAAUAGUUUUACUUGUUCGUACGGGUCAGGCAAGUACAGUAGUAGACUUAUUAUGCUUUUGUUAAGUUGGACACAUUGUAUGUUUUUGCCUUGUUAUGAAAGAAAUCAGUUACAGGGCAAAGUGUAAAGUGAAAGAUUUGAGAAAGUUGGGUUUUCUUCGUGACAGACAGUAGUCAGUAAAUUUAAAACAACAUGCGAUUAAAGCAAUAUGUAUUUGUGAAAAAUUCUUUAUUAUUAUUUGUAAACUGUUUGAAAUACCAGCUUAUUGACCGUUUUUUACACACUUUGUGUAAGAUUGUGUAUGUUUGUAUUUGUACUGCUUUCUGUUUUUUUUUUCCUAGUUAAAUGAACCGUGACAAGACAUUUUUACUUGAAAUACGUUUUUAAGAUAUUCAUAUUCUACAGCAUAGGAAGGAUUUGAAAGGUGGGGUGGGACUAGGGUUGCCACCUGUCCUGUAAAAUACGGGAUCGUCCCGUAUUUAAAGAUAAAAUUAUGCGUCACGUAUCAAAUCAAUACAGGAUGCGGUUUGUCCCAUAUUUAAGGUGGUCAUAUGGCGUCAUGGUGAAAUCGUUCCAGAUCGCUAUUUAACAUUGAUAUAACUUGGAAAAUGUGCCUAUGGUGGGUAAAGGACCAUCCGAAAAGUCCACAAAUGGUGCUAAAACGGUGGAAUUCUUUCAAUAUAAAUGUUCAGUAAGAUCAAACAAUGUAUGAAUACAAUCACUGAGUCAUAAAGACAAGUACAGGAGAAGGAAGAAAAAAAUACAUAUAAACCAACCAAAAUGUAUACAUAAAUAAGAUAAAGCAGACAAAUAAUCGGAAAGAUAAAAAUAAAUAUAUUUUUAACGUAUAAAAGAUGUAUUUUGUUUUAUAAGUCAGGGGUCAGGAAAGUCCUCUUAACACAUUUAUUGCUAAAAAUGUGGAGGAUGUGGUUAGCCCCCCCUCCCUCAUUUAAGUGUCCCUUAUUUUAAAUCUUCAAAAGUGGCAACCCUAGGUGGGACACAUGAAGCCAUGGGUCUUGUGGAAUUUAAAACAAAGGAAGUGUAACUAUAAUUGUUGCUACAUCCCUAAUUACAUGUAAAAACACAUCCAUCAAUACAAACAUUUUGGUUAUGGCACCUUUAGGUCUAGUUGACCACUGAACCUGUCAUGUCACCUGUAAUUUACGUUUUAAUAUUUUGUUGUUUUCAUUUUUUAUGUGCUUUUGAUUAUUAAAGUACUGACAAAGUA